UUAGUACACGAUAAUACAGCUGCUUUCUGAAGAUGUCCCCAGAUGUUGAGAGUCAAUCCUCCGGUGCGCGCUCCCGCAGCCGGUGUCUGGACACCUUCCUCACCGUGUCCGUGAUCGCGCUCUUCGUCAUGUUUAUCUUCGCUCUCGCCGUCGCGCUGCCCUUCGCCAUAAACAUCGGGAGCGAGAUGAGCGCGUUAAAGACGCGAGACGCCGAGGGGCAGAAAAACGCACUCGGGAUGGACGCACCUGAAGCCGCUUAUAAGAUGCAGAAUUUCGCAUACCUGAGGGCCACCAACAGUGAACUGACAAAAGGCGUGAUGGAUUGGGAAUCCAUCCUGUAUGGCAAGGGACAGUCCAUCGGAUCGAUGUACAGCUAUGACAAGAAUCAGAGAGUUCUGAACGUGAACAAAGCUGGAAGCUACUUCAUGUACGUCCAACUGACUUUCUCCUGCACACACAUCUGUCCGUCCGGCCAAUUUACCACCAGCAUUUACAAUCGAGAUGACAAAAAGCAACUGACCUGCACGGUCUCGCUGCCGGAAACGCCCGGCAUGAAUGGAUCGGCACCAGUUAGCAGGACAUGCUGGCACGUCAUCACCCUUCCGGAUCAGCAAAGUCGUCUAAUAGCGAAAACAGAGUUUUCAAAACAGACACUUAACCAUUGGAAACUGGAAUUGAACGAUUCUGGAUUUGGGAUAUUUUUGGUUGACGGAGCAGCAUGAGAUCAUCACGCAUGCUCGCGAGAGACUGGACUAACUUCAGGAGAACAUGGACUCCUCGCCUGCAGCUAUGAGCUCGUGGGUCUCGAACCCUCAUUGGCACUUUUAUCCUCUCAGGACUUCUUUGUGUACUCUGGUGAACAGGCCCGGACACAAUCUGUGCACAACAUGUUCGCAGAUUUGGAACAUGCGUUGUUCUCGAACUUCUACACAUUCCUUGGCCGCUUGUUUGGCUUUUUAUAAAACACAUGGACUAAAUUGAUUGUUCAACUCACAAUUAUUCCCCACACUUCAAACAAAUAUGCAGAAACGUGAAGAGUGGCUGGGCUAGCAGAUGACUGAGAGAUAAGCAAAGCUGUUUUAUCACUAUUUAUAAUUUAAAUAUAUUUAUAUGUGUUAAUACAUUUAUAAGAAUUGUAAUAUUUAUACUUGUAUUUGUGUAUAUCGUACAUAUGAUGUGUUAAUGUUUACCGUAAGUGUAAAACUGUAGAUAUCACUACAUAUGAGCAGUAUGGCGGGGGCUAGACCUCCUGCAGGUCCUGCUCGACCGAUGGUAAAGCUGUCUAACAGUGGAACUAUAUCUUCCGUUCACAGAUUGGAGAUUGCACAUACUGUAUUAGCCUACAGAUGUUUAGCUGUGAAAUAAUGUGUAAACAUCAACACUUAGCCAUAGCUAGUGUACCGGGUGCCUUGUGAUAAAUUAAAGGUUCUCUAAAAUCUGUAACGUGAAGUUUUAGUCGUACAUGUGUAACAGGAGCCAGCUGGUGGGUAGCUGUACUGUAUGUAAACCUCGUUAGCACGCCUGCCGCCCAUGCUGGAGACCCCGGUUCGAAUCCCGCUUGGGCGGGUUGAGCAGGACCGGUUACACAUGUACUUAUGUGACAGUUUCCCUAGCGUAGCAUGCUAACAGCUGUGGCUGGUCUGACAGAUGUCAUCACUUUGAUGAGUGUUUUCGCCCUUCUGAAAACUGUCACAAAAGCUACAUGUGUGAAUAUACGUCAAUGGCUCUUCACACUCACGCUGUUUGUUGUAAAGUGGAGAUGUUUUGAAUGCUAACUAACUCAGGAACUCUAUAGUGAUGAAUGUAACAAUUAUGAAAGUUUGUGAAUUGUUUUAUUUUGUAUA
Molecule: messenger RNA, 1844 nt
Organism: Xyrauchen texanus (razorback sucker)
Lineage: Eukaryota; Metazoa; Chordata; Actinopteri; Cypriniformes; Catostomidae
Exons: 3
Coding region: 33-722 (229 amino acids)
Biological process (GO): positive regulation of cytotoxic T cell differentiation; immune response; positive regulation of activated T cell proliferation
Cellular component (GO): plasma membrane
Molecular function (GO): tumor necrosis factor receptor binding
Source: RefSeq, a predicted model, not a curated record